Messenger RNA from Cryptomeria japonica (Japanese cedar), 3779 nucleotides. Its product is annotated as disease resistance protein RPV1. Gene Ontology annotation, molecular function: ADP binding. The transcript is spliced from 6 exons. Gene Ontology annotation, biological process: signal transduction; defense response. The coding region runs from base 226 to 3597 and encodes 1123 amino acids. The record is from RefSeq and is a predicted model, not a curated record. NCBI's taxonomy places the organism in Eukaryota, Viridiplantae, Streptophyta, Pinopsida, Cupressales, Cupressaceae.
AAUCCUCUCAGUCCUCUGCUGGCUUUUCUUUAUUAGUAUGAAGUUCAAUUCCCUGUGCUCUGCACUACACCAUUAACAUUGGGCUUUUGUCUUUCAGGCAUACCUGUAUCAUUUGUUUUCCUUGUUUCUGUCUGCCUCAAUUUAUAGUUAUAGGUUGAGACUCUGUAGCAUUUGAAACACCAAGCUACUUUUACGAGCAUUCUUGUUUGUUUGAAUCUGUAACUAAUGGCAGCUUCUUCUUCUAACACUGCGGGACAACCCAAGCAUGUUCCUCGAAAUGCUUCUGAUGAACGUGAUCCUGUUGCAUCCGGCCAACAAGUAAGUGUUUUUGAUGGCUUAAUAAUACCCCCACCUGAUUCUGUUUGUACUUCUGCGGAAUCCUCAUCCAGAAGGAAACGACUGCCUUAUGAUAUCUUCAUAAAUCAUCAUGGAGGAGAUGCCAAACAUACGAUAGCAAACAGUAUCUACAGAUCUUUAGAUGCUACUGGACUGAGGGUAUUUUUAGAUAAAGAUGAGCUAACGCCUGGGGAUUUCUUUCCUAGAGCUCUAGAAGAAGCGAUGCGUAGUGUGUCACUCCAUAUAGCUAUUUUUUCUGAGCAUUAUGCGGAGUCCCCCUGGUGUUUAGCGGAGUUGGCAUUUAUGUUAGAAACUGGCACUAAAUUUAUCCCCAUUUUCUAUCAUGUUGACCCGGCUACUUUAAGAUGGGCUAUAAAAGGAAAAGGAAGGUAUGCAGAUGCCUUGUCUAAGUAUGAAAUGAAAAGCAGCGACGAGCAUGAAAAGAAGAGAAGAUACAGCUCAGAACAGCUUGAACACUGGAAAUGGGCACUCCACAAAGCCUCCUUUUUCACCGGCCACAUUAUUAACAAUCAGGAGGACGAGCAGAGGGUGGUGAAGAAUGUGAUGAAUUGUGUGUUGAAAGAAACGAACAAGGUGUUGUUCGAGGUUGCCAAGCAUCCAGUGGGUGUAGAUGAAGCUGUGCUGAACUUUGACAAAAUUGCAGUUCAAUCUGAUGGCUCGAAAAAAAUUGUAGGAAUAUGGGCUCUGGGUGGCUCUGGCAAAACCACCCUGGCAAAGAGAAUCUUUAACAACAAAUGCUCGGGCAUGGAUAGGGCAAGUUUUCUUUUCGAUCUUCGAGAUGCUGCAGGGAAAGGUCUGCUGGUUGAGAAGCAAAAAAAGCUUAUGAAGGACCUUGGUGUCGAAAGCGAAUCAUUUGACCAUGUAGAUGAAGGUAAAGGGAUCCUUCAAAGCCGUUUGAGAUCUGUAUCCGUCCUUAUCAUUUUAGAUGAUGUGGAUCAUACAGAUCAACUUGAUGCUCUGUUGCCAGCACGGGAGAGUCUUGGACAAGGAAGUUUGAUUGUCGUUACCACACGCGAGUUGAAUGUUCUUAAAGCAUGGGGCAUCUCUGCCAUUUAUAAAAUGGAAGCUCUCAGUGCCAUUCAUGCCAAGGAGCUCUUUUGUUGGCAUGCGUUCUUACAGCACUCCCCACUGUCGGGAUUCGAGGAUCUCGUCGAGGAGUUCUUAAAUGCUUGCAAAGGUCUGCCUUUGUCGCUUAAGGUCUUAGGGGCACAGCUCUAUGGCAUAUUCGACAAAAACUAUUGGCAGUCUCUAUUACAUAAAUUGUCCAGAAUAUUGCCGGACGAAAUCAAAUUGAGGCUCAAAGUCAGCUAUGAUGCCCUUGACGAUGAAGAGAAAGAAAUGUUCUUAGAUAUAGCGUGUUUCUUUAUUGGAGAGAGGAAAAGUGUGGCCAUUGCAGUAUGGGAGGGAUCAGGGUGGAGUGGUCUUCAUGGUUGGGAAAGGCUUUUCAAUAAGUGUCUUGUUGAGGUAGAGGAUAGUGGUAUAGGAAGAAUGAUUUGGGUGAAUGGUGGUGAGAGAAUAAGAAUGCAUGAUCACUUGAGCGAUUUGGGCAGGGAAGUUGCAAAUGGACGGUCACCGUACCGACUUUGGUCUCCACAGCAGUCUAUCAAGAUUCACUCUCAACAGGAAGCAAUACAAAUCCGAGGAUUGGCAAACGCAAUUGGUGACAAUUGUUACCUUCGGCAAGGGAAUAUCAUAGUACACACAAGCCUAGGAAAGCGUAGUCUCACGCUCGGCUCCCUUGGAUUGAAAAUUUUUGUUGGUAAUGGAGAUUUUAUUAAUCAGGAUCAAGGCGAAAUAUCAAGAGAACUAGUCUGGCUUCAGUGCAAAGAUUUUGAGCAUGAAAAUCUUCCAUCAUGGCUUUCUGUGAAAAAAUUAAGAGUUUUGGAACUUUUCAAUGCUCAUAGCUUAGAAGGUUUGUGGGAACGAGAGGAGGAUGCUCCUUUGCAGCUAAGAGAGUUGGUCAUUUCGGAAUGCAAUAGUUUCCGGGAAUUUCCAAGGUCAAUAGGACAUCUCAAGAAUUUGAAAAAGAUAAUAGUGAGGCAUAUUGUACGUGGAAAUGAUAUAUUGUUCGAACUUCCACAAGAAUUUUGUUAUCUCCAAUCGCUGGAGCACCUGAAGAUAACAUCGUGUGAAAAGUUGUCAUCUCUGCCUAAUAAUUUCGGCGAGUUGGCAAAUCUGCAACAACUGAAUUUGGAAUAUUGCACCAAGUUGAAGGUGUUACCAGAUUCUUUUAAGAAUCUGACACUCCUGGAACAUCUUAAUUUAGACCACUGCCGUGAGCUCAUCAUCAACUCGGAGUCACAUGUUUUGGAGAACAUGACAAAGCUCGGGUAUUUGAAUCUCAAUCAGUGCAAGAAAGUGGAAGAGUUGCGCCUCCCAGGAGUUUCUCCCUUGACAAAGCUCUAUUUAAGAGGAACCAGCUUGAAGGAACUGCCACCUAACAUCUUUCAGCUAACCAAGUUAACCGACCUGGAGAUAGGGAGUCAGUUCUUGCAAGUAUUGCCAAGCUCUGUUGAAAAUUUGUCCUCUUUGACUAGACUUGCCAUCAUUUGGUGUAAGAGGUUGGAAGCUUUGUCGGAUUCUCUCGAGCAUCUUAAUUGUUUAAAAGAUUUGGUUAUAGAGGUGUCAGGAGUGAAGUGUUUACCAACCCUGCCAGCAACAUUGAAGAACAUAGUUGUUAGAGACUGUAGUGUCUUGAAGGACAUUACAGGUUUACAAGCUCUGAGAUCGCUGGAGACACUGCUCAUCACUGACUGUCGAGAAUUAAACAGGCUUCCUGCAAGUUUUGAGGGCUUAACUUCACUGAAGAAGCUGAGGAUAAGUAGAUGUUCAGAGCUGGAGGUGCUUCCAAGUCUUUCUGGAAUCACUUCUCUAAAAGAAAUUGAUUUGAAAUAUGACCACAAAUUGAAGAGGGUAGAAGGUUUAGAAAAUUUGAUAUCACUGGAGGAGUUGGAAGUACAUACCCAGCAGAAUGUGGUGUCUGUAGUGAAGCUGGAGCAGUGCGAGAGAUUGGAGAGGGUAGUAGUCGUUACAAGCGACAGAUCAGAUGUGAAACCAUAUAUCAGUAAGAUACAGAAAUGGCCAAGGGAUGUGAUGAUAUGCACGAGGGCAGUAGUUCAUGUGGGGUCGCUAAAGAAAUUCUUUGAAAAAUUGCCAAAUCUCUCUGUUGUUGACUAUUCUAGAGUGGUCGAGAAUAGGCCCGAGAGUUCCGCCAAUGCCAAUGCCAUUAUAGUCUUAUAAUUCCAACUUAAGUGGCGUCUUUAUUCAGAACUCGAUAAGGUAUUCAAGAUUUUUUUAUACGGAAUUCGGUGAAGGAAGAUAUUCAAGAUCUUUUCGUACGGAAUUGGGUGAAGGAAAAUGGGCAUGGGUGGGUGUUUUCACACAAGGUUCCCCCUGGCUUCACUCAAUGCACAACAUUAUAA